UCCACGGACCUAUUUGUAGACGGCGGACGCACCUUUCAGACGCGGUUGGCAACCAUGGGCCCGAAACGCAACCACAGCGCGCUUGCAGCGGAUGACAACGAAGAUCCGUCCUCCCGCUCGUCUAGCAAGCGACGCCGCGAGCAGCAGGGCUCGAAGCCGAGACAGGGAGAGGGCAAACCCGACCCGACUUACGGCCAGCGAGUCGCCUUCCCCGGUCUCGACGAUGAUGAGCCGGCGCAGGUAACCGACGAUGACCUGGAAUUCGAGGAAAACGGCGACGCGCUCGCCUAUCUCAGAGCCGUCCGGCAAGAAGCAAGCAGCGUCCCGCAUGUCCUGGUAGCGCCCAGAGCGGGCCCCCAGCUCCCUCCACACCUCCAAAGCUCGGAGGACAUCGACCGCAGCAUCUACGACAACGGAGUGGGCGACUCGCGCGGCUACUACCAUGAUGGCGCAUACACCGCGAUGCCCUCGGACUCCGCGUCUGUCUCCUCUUCAGAAGAAGAAGAAGCAGCAGAAGAAGGGGAAGAAGUCGAUCCUGCGGACCCAGACCGCAUCGCCGCGCGGAGCGCCGCGCUUCGCAAAGCCUAUUUCGCCUCCCUGACAUCGCAGUUCCUCGCCCUGCGGCGCCUCCUCCACCGCGACCCGCCGCCGCGCCUCGUCGCGUCCUUGUCCCGGGACCACGGCACCGAAGUGGGCUCCUUCGGCGCCAAGUCCUCGACCUUCCGCAUCUGGACGUGGCGCAUUCGCUACACGGACCCGCUGCCCGUGCAGGUCGCCGCGCUGGACCGGCAGAGUGUGCUGAAGCUCUUGCGCGUGAUCUUGGGCGGCAAGUUCAUCCGCCGCGGCUAUGAGCUGCGCGAGCGGACGAGCCGGUGGAUCUGGGCGUUGCUGGCGCGCUUGCCCGACCGCGGCGAGAUGGAUUAUGCCGAGGUGGGGUGGGUGAGGGAACUGGGAAAGAGGGCGGUGCUUAUGAUGGUCAGUAUCGCGCAGAUGGAGGCGCUGAGGGAGGAGGUGGAUGGGGAUUUGGGAGGUGCGGUCGAAGGGGAAGGAGACGACGAGGAUGAGGAGGGCGGAUAUGUGGGUGAGGUAGUUGUUGAUGAAGGGGACGAGGGAAAGUGCGUUGCUGCGCCACAGGAGCAUGACAACGGCAAGGACGAAACGGCGGGAGAUGUGACGGAGUCCAAAAUCGUGAACCCGAACGUCAAUGCCGUGCAGGACGACGAGAACGGGGAGUUGGACAUGGACAUCGACGAUGGGGAAGUAUCUGAUGACGAGGGAGCCACAAAUGCUGGGAACAAAGACGUCGGAGCCGACGACUUGGCAGCAGCGAAGUCACGGCUUCUAGCCCGGCUCCAGGAUGCCCAGGACAUCAAGCCAGAGGAGCCUGCCGAUGCCGCCGAGGCGGACGCUGACGAGCACCAGCGCAGCGGGGACGGUGAGGAGCCAGCGACUAUGUUUGACGAGAUCAGAUCGCGCGUCAACAUGCGGGCAACCCUGAACAUGAUUCUGACUGUGGCCGGUGAGUUUUAUGGGCAGAGGGACCUGCUGGAGUUUCGGGACCCUUUUCCUGCGCUGUAAGUCUGACGGCCAUGUUUGCAUGUUGAAACAUUCAUGAUGGCUACCUAGGCUGGGUCUAUGUGUUUCCAAAGGUAAAU
Molecule: messenger RNA, 1655 nt
Organism: Chaetomium strumarium
Lineage: Eukaryota; Fungi; Ascomycota; Sordariomycetes; Sordariales; Chaetomiaceae
Exons: 2
Coding region: 55-1578 (507 amino acids)
Biological process (GO): spliceosomal snRNP assembly
Cellular component (GO): SMN complex; nucleus
Source: RefSeq, a predicted model, not a curated record